AUGCUGGCCGCUGGCGAGGAGGGCGGGCAGGGGAGCAAGGGCAAGGGCGGGGCAGAGUUGGAGCUGGACUUUCUGGACGAUGACGAGGCUGGGGGGCUGGAGGGUGGCCUUGGUAUGCAAGGUGGGCAGCGAGCUGGUGAGGCAGCAGGCGGCCGGCAAAACGAGGCGGCAGUGGCGGUGGGCGGCAUGAUGUCGGCGCCGACGCAGUUCCUCACCGAUCGCGGCUACGGGUGGCUGCUCGAGGUGGACGAGUCUGCCGAGGCCGAGGGCGAAGGCUUGUCGCUGCUGGAGGAACUGGACAUUGACGUGUGGGACAUUGCAUAUAAGAUCCGGUGCGUGGUGCUCCCUUUCCGGUUCGACAAGUCCAUCAUCCUGACUCAGACCGACUUCUGGGGCCCGUUCUUUGUGGUUCUCGCCUACGCCCUGCUCUCGUUGUGGGGCAAUAUGGCGGUGCUCUCGUGGAUCCUGACCAUCUGGGCUGUUGGCUCGGGCCUCAUCUUUCUGAUUGCCCGCAGCCUCGGUGGCAACGUGAGCUAUGGGCAGGUCCUGGGCGUGGUCGGCUACUCGCUCAUUCCGCUCAUCGUCAUGGUCGCUGCUGAGCCGCUGCUGCAUGCGGCCGGGGGCGAGUCGGCGUUUGUUCUCGGGCGGGCCUUUGCGGUGGUGUGGGCGGCGUACUCGGCCGGCUCGCUGCUGGUGACCGAAGAGCUGAUGCGCCGCCGCUUCCUCGUCAUGUACCCGAUCUUUCUGUUGUACGUCUAUUUCGUCUCGCUGCACUCGGGUGCAUAG
Thecamonas trahens ATCC 50062 is the source of this 786-nucleotide messenger RNA. RefSeq names its product YIPF4 protein. The transcript has a single exon. Gene Ontology annotation, cellular component: membrane; trans-Golgi network. The coding region runs from base 1 to 786 and encodes 261 amino acids. NCBI's taxonomy places the organism in Eukaryota, Apusomonadida, Apusomonadidae. Gene Ontology annotation, biological process: vesicle fusion with Golgi apparatus; endoplasmic reticulum to Golgi vesicle-mediated transport. The record is from RefSeq and is a predicted model, not a curated record.